Messenger RNA from Stylonychia lemnae, 966 nucleotides. Lineage: Eukaryota; Ciliophora; Spirotrichea; Sporadotrichida; Oxytrichidae. The record is from the annotation of a GenBank genome assembly.
AUGAACGAUAGCUAGGAUGGGCAACUGAAUCAGCCUCUAUUUGAUUAGCAAACUUCCUACUAGGAUGGCAGGUUUAGUUUUAUAAAGGUCAAUGAUACAAUAUACUUGAAUUAAUAUAUCGACAGAGACUUCAAAUCUAGACCUAUGCCUAAUAGCAUCAGAUCCAACAGGAACAGAGCGAUUGUUAUGAUGUUCGUGCAGAUGAUUCUCUCUGUUAUAUCUUUGGUCCUCUACAUGAGAAGAAAGGUAUGUUUCAUAGAUUAAUCAUAUUAAAUAUUCUUAGAGCAGACCAAUCCUAGUAAUAAUAGUGAUUUCAUUCUUACUCUCACUGGCUGGGUUAUAUGGAAUAGUCAAAGUCAACACGAAUUUUCAUUUUUUGCAUGCCUUUUUUAAAUGUUUUUGUUCAAUUCUGGCUCAAAAAGUUCAAAUAAUUCUGAUGAAAGACUAGACGACACAUGGGUGCUACUGCUUACCUCUCUGCCAUUCUUAGGCAUAUUCAUAAUUGGAUGUCACUCAAUGUACCUACUGAAUCUUAUCUACGAUGAACUUAAAUUGAGAGCUGAUUAGGAAAAGAAUAACCAAAAAUAAUAGCCAAAGCAAAUUCAAUUCUCGGAGAUGAAUCCCAUUGUCUUAAAUUCAGUAGUGGCUUUAAAUCAACAGAACAUCUAGAAUAUUAAUCAUCCUGUACUAGGUGUUUCAUAUGGGGGUAUGUAGCAGAGAGAUAUUUACCAGCAAUUCAGAGAGAGAGAGGCUCAACAAGAAAUGCAUGUCCUGGCAAUUCCUGAGAAUAAUUUUGAUAACAAGUGUAUUAUAUGUUUGGAUAAGAAAAAGGACUCGGUGUUUUAUCCAUGUGGACAUGAAUGUGUUUGCAAUACAUGCGGAAAAGAAUUCAUGAAAAUAGUCAGAGAUAAGUUUUGCCCAAUGUGCAGAGAUAGAGUGAAAGAUUUAAUGAAGGUUUACAGAUGA